This is a messenger RNA of Chondrus crispus (carragheen), 201 nucleotides long. RefSeq lists its product as hypothetical. The transcript has a single exon. Bases 1 to 201 code for a protein of 66 amino acids. The record is from RefSeq and is a predicted model, not a curated record. Lineage: Eukaryota; Rhodophyta; Florideophyceae; Gigartinales; Gigartinaceae.
AUGCAUGUAAAAUCGAAGAACACUGAACAGAAUUUUAAUACUGGUGAGUGUGUCCUCACCGCUGCACACACCCGAGGCCCCGCUAUCAUCUACUUUGUCAGAAAGAAAUCCCAGAAGCCUCCAUUCAUCAGGACCACUUGCCACUGGCAAAUGUUACCGAUGGUUCAUAUCAAAGGUAAGAAGGAGCACCUCAUUGACUAA